CAGCGUGUUUAUUAACUCCAGCUCGGGAAAACAUUUAGCAGGGAAAAGAAUGAAGUCUUUUGUAUUGGGAGCGGCUUUUUGAAUUCAGCUUCCUUCCACCACACCUAUUCACUAAGGCAGAGGCUUCUAGCUCCACCAGAAAAUCCACUGCUACCUUGUCUUACCAGGUUUCCUUAGGCACAACUCCAUCAUGUAGGAAGAAAGACAGAAAUAGUUGUGAGCAAGGAAGAUAGGACAGAAGGAGAAAAAGCACCCAAAAGCAGAAGCAGAAGUGCACACAUUGCAACUUGCAGUGAAGAACAACGAUGUUAGAUAUGCUUCCUGUUCCUGUGUUAGGGCUCAGCAACUUGGAACUGCCUGUUUGCCUCAGUUCUUUCUGUCCAUACCUAUCAACACGGACUGAUCGUGGAGACUAUGAAUGUGUGAUGGGCAGUGGAAACGCAUGAGGUAGAUGGGUAGAGUCAAAAGAGAAUUCACAGCUGGAAAGUCAUCAAACACUCAUUUGCUUCUAUUCUCAUCUUAAAAGAAACUUCUUCAGUUAAUUUUUCAAUUGUUUUCUUAACUGGACUUUUGAUUCUGCCACUGGUCACCUGGAAAAUAAUGAGUAGGUGGUUUCAUCGUGACCUGAGUGGCAUAGAUGCUGAGGCCUUACUCAAAGCACGAGGAAUUCAUGGCAGCUUUCUGGCUCGGCCCAGCCGGAAGAACAAGGGGGACUUUUCCCUUUCAGUCAGGGUUGGUGAUGAGGUAACUCACAUCCGUAUCCAGAAUACUGGGGAUUAUUAUGAUCUCUAUGGAGGAGAGAAAUUUGCUACUCUAUCAGAAUUGGUGGAGUAUUAUACACAGCAGCAGGGAUCCCUGCAAGAUAAAGAUGGAACCAUCAUCGAUUUGAGAUAUCCACUCAACUGCUCUGAUCCCACAACAGAAAGGUGGUACCAUGGACAUCUUUCUGGUCCAGCAGCUGAGGCUUUGCUCCAAGGCAAGACUGCACCGUGGACCUUCUUAGUGCGUGAGAGCCUUAGCAAGCCUGGUGAUUUUGUGCUGUCUGUCCUGACUGACCAGCCUAAACCUAGGACUGAUGUUACUGGAGCCCACAGCCAUGAACGACUCAAAGUUACCCAUAUCAAGAUUAUGUGUGAGAAAGGACAGUACACAAUUGGGGGUGCAGCAAGAUUCCUCAGUUUGACUGACUUAGUGGAACAUUUUAAGAAGACAGGAAUUGAGGAAGCAUCUGGAUUUUAUGUAUAUUUGAGACAGCCUUUCAAUGCCACUCGAGUGAAUGCAGCUGACAUUGAAAACAGAGUGGAAAUGCUCAAAAGGAGGAGUCAAGCAGAAGAGGCAAACAAAGGUGGUUUCUGGGAGGAAUUUGAUAGCCUACAGAAACAAGAAACGAAGAAUUUGUAUGAUCGACACGAGGGUCAAAGACCAGAAAAUAAGAGCAAGAACCGUUAUAAGAAUAUCUUGCCCUUUGACCACUCCAGAGUUAUUCUUCAAGACAGAGAUGUGAAUGUGCCUGGAUCAGAUUAUAUCAAUGCCAACUACAUCAAGGUGAGGAUUAGUUUACCCUAUAAUAUCUGGAGAAAAGAAGGGAUGGGAAUUUAUUUCUUGAGGUUUUUUAAAUCUCAUCUCUUUAUUUCUUGGCAGAAUGAACUGUUCAGUCCAGAGGAAUGCAGUAAAACCUAUAUUGCCAGCCAAGGUUGCCUGGAUGCCACCGUUAAUGAUUUCUGGCAGAUGAUAUGGCAAGAAAAUUCACGCAUCAUUGUGAUGACCACUCGGGAAGUGGAAAAAGGACGGAAUAAAUGUGUCCCCUACUGGCCAGAAGUAGGAAGCAGCAAAGAGUACGGACCAUAUAUUGUGGAAAAUGUUGGAGAUCGUGAGGCGAUAGACUAUAAACUCCGACAACUUCGGCUUUCACCAAUCAAUGAUGGUGAGGCUGUGAGAGACAUCUGGCAUUACCAGUUCCUGAGCUGGCCAGACCACGGAGUGCCCAGUGAACCUGGAGGAGUUCUCAACUUCCUAGAUGAAAUCAACCGGAUGCAAGACGGUGUCCCAAGAGCUGGACCCAUAGUAGUGCACUGCAGUGCUGGGAUUGGUCGCACUGGGACCAUCAUUGUCAUUGAUAUGACUGUGGAUAUGAUUUCCACCAAAGGACUGGACUGUGAUAUAGAUAUUCCAAAGGCCAUUCAAAUGGUCCGGUCGCAACGCUCAGGAAUGGUGCAGACUGAAGCUCAAUACAAGUUCAUCUAUAUGGCCAUAUGCCAAUUUAUAGAGGUCACCAAAAAGAAACGGGACAUUAUGCAGUUUCCGAAAGGAAGACUAAAUGAAUCAGAAUAUGGGAAUCUCACCUACCCACUUGCCCAGAAGACCUCACACCCAAAGGUUUCUAGAAAAUCUUCCAGGCAAAGGGAGGAACCAACCCUCUAUGAGAAUUUAGACAACAUGAAAGGGAAAAAAGAAGAGAAGGGUCAAAAACCAUGGCCAUCUGGGAAAGAAAAGAAACCUAAAGGCUCUUUGAAGAAAAAGUAGCCAUCAUUGGCUCCAUUUGCAGUGAACAUUUGUCCUCGCUAAUAACAAUUUUGUCUAGAGGUUUACAGAAUUGUACAGGGCUGUCCAUAUUUUGGUCACUGCAUGGAAAAACUCAGCUGGCACUUUCUCCUUUCAUCACUUCAUUCUCACUUGCCCCCUUACCUACAUUAUUUUAAAUUAUCAUAGGCCUCUUAGAUGUUUAUUUCAUUUGCAUGUAGAAUCUUGCACCCACUGUGAUUGUGCAGGUUGGGGUUCUCAGCCACCAAUUUAUUGCCUUGACUCCUUUAUUACCUCCUAAAAUGCCCCAUUUUUCAGCACAUCUACUAGCUAGAUCUCUGCUGUUUUUGAGUCCAUGCAAAGUACCUUGUUCUUUAGUCUAAAGAGUAAAACACCUGCUUGUGUUGCCUAGACCUCUCCUAAGACGGCCUAAUCCUUCCCAUUUUUUAGAAUGUACCCCUUAGUAGGUGAUACAAAGCUUACUAUGGAUCUGGAGCUGGCAAACCUUGCACUUUUGCUUUGGGUCAUUCCACUUAUUGGACCCAGAGGCUGAAUACAGUGCUUUUCAAUAAGCAUUACUUCCUUAGCUUAAGCUUUCUAAUCCAGUUUCUUCCUACUGUUUGUUUGAAAUUUCAUCGGAUCAAAGCUGACCAUGUUCCAUUUACAACUGGGAACCACAAGCUCAACAGCUAUCUGUUUAUUCACCAACCUUUUGGCAAUUGCACUCUGUAAAUAAUAGAUUGGAUUGCUUUACUCUGUAAAUAAACCAGAUAUUUGUUUGG
Messenger RNA from Notechis scutatus (mainland tiger snake), 3302 nucleotides. The record is from RefSeq and is a predicted model, not a curated record. NCBI's taxonomy places the organism in Eukaryota, Metazoa, Chordata, Lepidosauria, Squamata, Elapidae.